Molecule: messenger RNA, 2130 nt
Organism: Mangifera indica (mango)
Lineage: Eukaryota; Viridiplantae; Streptophyta; Magnoliopsida; Sapindales; Anacardiaceae
Product: lipid phosphate phosphatase 2-like
Exons: 9
Coding region: 1032-1979 (315 amino acids)
Biological process (GO): phospholipid metabolic process
Molecular function (GO): phosphatidate phosphatase activity
Source: RefSeq, a predicted model, not a curated record
UCUCCAGUUUCAAGCUUGUUACGGCUACGGAUUUUAGCUUUUUUUUUUUCGAUAUUUUUGUUUGAUUUUUGUAGAUAAUUUGUUUGAUUGCUAAGAGAGUGGAGGAAAAUUAAGAGAAGAAAGGAAAACAAAAUGUGUUGUUUUCAGCUGUUUUGUUUUGGAAAGGAAAAAAGAAAUAGUAACGAAAACAGUUGAUUGAUUUGUGAAUUUUAAUCUGUUUAUGGCUGCUUGUUUACUGAGGAAAUUGAGGAAAAUGAAAAGAACGAAAGUUAAUUCUAAGGUUUUAGAUUUGUAUUAUAAAGUGUGGAGCUCAGUUUUCUUUUUUAUUUUCGCUUCUGUUUCUGACGUUUUAGCUUCCGAUACGGAGUUUAUUGGCUAAAUUUGCUCGAAGAAUCCCAAACUUUUUGGUCUCUGUACUUUUGAGUAUAACAUUUUUGUUUGUGAUUUAUGAAUUGGUAGUCUGGAUAUCAUAUAAAUGUAUUUGUCUUUAUGCACAUUAAUUUUUUAUUACGUUCUUAGAUGUUGACUUGGUCAAAGUUUAGGUUGUCCGGUAGAAUCGGAUCUUCUUGUUGCGAACAAGAAGUUUCAAGUACUUGAACUUUUGUUUUCAUGCUUGUGUUGAUUGUCUUCAAGUGGUUGCCUCCUUGUUUUGAUAUUUUGUGACGCCAAAAGUUAAAAUUGUUCUGUUAGCAUGUUGAUCAUUUGUGUGGGAAAGAGAUAUUAUUGAUUAGUGUUGGGAUAAGUAGCUGAUUCAAGCAGUUUAAUUUGCUACAAGGACGAGCAGACAUGAAAAUGACAGUGGAACUCUAAAUUAUAAGUAUUUUGUUUCACAGAUUAAUAUAGGGCGGAGCUUUGUGAUGUAAGCAAAAUUUUGGCGAAAUGAUCCUGUCUAUUCAUAUGAAUGCAGUUAAACUUUUGUUCUUUCAAAUUCUAUAAGAUAUACUUCAGUAACAAAGAACCCCACCCUGUCCCUUUGGGGCGGAACCAAUCACACCGAGGUUCAAUCUCGGGGUACUGUUGAUCAGUGAAAAAUGCCUGAGAUUGUAUUGGGUUCACAUACUGUAAGAUCCCAUGGACGUAAAGUUGCAAGGAUACACAUGUAUGACUGGCUGAUUCUUAUACUCCUUGGUAUAAUAGAGAUCAUUUUAAACAUCAUAGAACCAUUUCACCGCUUUGUUGGACAGGAUAUGAUGACAGAUCUGAAAUAUCCUAUGAAAGCAAACACUGUUCCCUUUUGGGCUGUUCCUUUGAUUGGAAUUUUGCUGCCUUUUAUUAUCAUUUGUGCAUACUAUUUCUUCAGAAAGGAUGUCUAUGAUCUGCACCAUGCCAUAUUAGGCCUUCUGUACUCUGUGCUUGUAACUGGUGUUAUAACUGAUGCAAUUAAAGAUGCUGUUGGUCGACCUCGCCCGGACUUCUUUUGGCGCUGUUUCCCAAAUGGCACAGGGAUUUUUGAUCAUGUCACAAAGAAUGUUCUGUGUACUGGAGAUAAGACUGUUAUUAAGGAAGGACACAAAAGUUUUCCAAGUGGACAUACUUCAUGGUCCUUUGCCGGCCUUGGUUUCCUUGCAUUGUACUUGUCAGGGAAAAUCCAGGUGUUUGAUCGUAAAGGACAUGUUGCAAAGCUGUGCCUUAUUUUCCUACCUUUACUUGUUGCUUCUUUGGUAGCUGUUUCUCGAGUCGAUGACUACUGGCAUCAUUGGCAAGAUGUCUUUGGUGGAGCACUUAUAGGGAUAACAGUCGCCACAUUUUGUUACUUGCAGUUCUUUCCACCGCCAUAUGAUGUGGAUGGUUGGGGGCCUCAUGCAUAUUUCCAGAUGUUAUCAGAAUCUCGAAAUGGGGUUCCGACAAACACCACCAGCCGUCUUAAUGUACAGGCAUCAGAGCUUGAAACUGUGUACAUCGAUUCUCAACCCUGCAGGGAAAUACCUAGAUCCACCACUUGGGACACCAGCCCGAUGGAAGAUGAAAGGAGACGCUGACUCAAGUCCCUCAUUGUGCAUUACAGAGAAGAAAAAGAUAUAAAUAGCAGUCCAUGUUAUUUUUUGAGAUCUAUUUUCUUACUCGUUUUAUCCAGUUUAUUUGAUUGAUUUUGCUGGUUUGUUGUGUAGGACUGAAAAAACUUUACCUCCA